Messenger RNA from Thyridium curvatum, 2325 nucleotides. RefSeq lists its product as uncharacterized. Lineage: Eukaryota; Fungi; Ascomycota; Sordariomycetes; Thyridiales; Thyridiaceae. Gene Ontology annotation, molecular function: protein binding. The record is from RefSeq and is a predicted model, not a curated record. Bases 1 to 2325 code for a protein of 774 amino acids. The transcript has a single exon.
AUGGACGAGGAUGACCGAGGUGAGAUCCAAGCUUUGUCCCCUUCCGCCACACCCAACAUCCAGCAGCAGAGCUCGCCCACCCUCCCCUCGUAUCGUCCUUCCCUGUUGACUCUCUCCUCUCUCUCCCCAGACUCCAACGCAAGCUCGGACAACGAGCAGGACGAGGUGAUGGAAGACGUCGACGAGCCCGAAAACGAUAACAACGAACCAGAGGAAGAGGACAAUGAGGACGAGCAAGAUGAUGAAGACGAGGGUGACGGGGACGCAGACGGGGACGGGGACGGGGACGGGGACGGGGACGGGGACGGGGACGGGGACGGGGACGGGGACGGGGACGGGGACGGGGACGGGGACGGGGACGGGGACGGGGACGGGGACGGAGAUGGAGAUGGAGAAGGCGACGAGGGCGACCAGGAGGGAGAUCAAGACCAGGACACUGCUGUCGGUGCUGCUGGCGCUUCUUCCCGCGCCCGAGACGACGACCGGGACCCGAGUUCUGCCAGCCAGGAUAAGGAGGGCCAAGACGGCAGCUCAAGACCGACCGUUACGCACACAUCGGCCACGCCCAAGCGGACCAGCGCUAGUCCCGUGCCGUCCCUCAAGUGGCGCCCGACAGUCCGGCCAGAGGCCCUCACGGCCAAGCUCUACGACAUUGUGCCCACCAUGGCUGCGCCCCAGGCCACCAGCAUCAACGCCAUCUCGGUCACGCCCGACAUGCGGUACUGGAUGACGGGCGGCUCCGACGGCUACGUGCGCAAGUACGACGGCGUGGGCACCAUCAACGGCAAGCAGCUGCUGACGGUCGCCCAGCGCCACCCCUUUGUCGACUCGGUCGUCAAGGCCGGCAUACUCAUGUCGUACUGGGAGAACGAGGAGCCCAUGGCCCCCGGCGCCCGCGCCGAGGAUAGGGUGCUCAGCCCCGUCUACUCGCUCGCCGUCCACAGCCAGGCCCUGUGGCUGCUCUCGGGCACCGAGGGCGGCGGCAUCAACCUCCAGAGCGUGCGCCACGACGAGGGCAAGCGCAUCACCUGCUUGCAGAGGCACUCCAACGCCGUCUCGGUGCUGCAGCUCGCCCCGGACGAGAAGAGCGUCCUGAGCGGCAGCUGGGACAAGUCGAUCCUGGACUGGGACCUCAACAACGGCCAGGUCAAGCGCCAGUUCGACGGCAGCGGCGGCCAGGUCUCGGCCAUCGAGCUGCGGCCUGCGAGCGGCGCGCCCAUCCCCCAGGCCGCGUACGAGGAGCCCGCCGUCGCGAGCGACACCAUCUCUAGCAACAACGCCAAGCCGCUGGCCAACGGCACCGCCGUGAAUGGCGCCAGUCGCGACGACGACAACGACACCCUCUUUGGCACGGCCGACAACACUGGCGGCGACCAGGCCGGCGCUGCCGACGCCGAUGGCUCCCCCGCGCACGAGAGCCUCUUUGGCAGUCCGGGAGGGUCCCUCUUUGGCGAGAACGAUGCCGUUGGCGAGAAUCCGUUCGGAGACGACAACGACAACAACGAGUUUGGCGCUUCGAUGGACAUGUCCUCCCUCCAGCCGGAUGCCCCUGCAGACGAGAUUGGAGGUACCGCUGCUGGGGGUGGCGACGUCGACAUGACGGGUAUGGAAGCGCCAGAUACCACCACCUUGUUGGCCGCCUCAUCCGCCGAGAACAAGGACCAGCAGCAGUCACAGCCAACGGAUCUCCAUCAAGACAAGAACCAGGCUAUGGACAUCGGCACUAGUGAAACCGCCCUGCCUGCAGGGGCUGAUCAUCCACCUGACAGCAAGGGUCAGAUGGAAUCAUCCUCCUGGGCUAAUGGCGCUGCGUCGGGGACGAACGACGCCCAGCAAUCCGGGACGGGCGAAGAACAAACGCCACCAGCAGCCGCCGCCGCCGCCGCCGCCGCCGCCGACGGCGUUCUCUUGGGGGGUGACGGUCAGACCAGACAAGAACAACCGCCCUCGCCAUCCAUGAUAUUCGCAUCGCAGCCGGGCCCGGCGCACUUCGACCCGACGCAGGCCUCCGACACGACCUUCAUGUCGGCGUCGAUGGACGGUUCCAUCCGCAUCUGGGACCGGCGCGUGCCCAACCCCGUCGCGCGCAUCACUAACCGGCCCGGCGUGCCGCCCUGGUGCAUGGGCGCGUGCUGGAGCCCCGACGGCAACUGGAUAUACGCGGGCCGGCGCAACGGGACGGUCGAGGAGUUUAGCAUCCACCGCGCAGCAAGCGGCGGCGGGAGCGGCGGUUGGGCGCCCGAGCGGACGCUCAAGUUUCCCGCCGGGUCCGGGGCCGUGAGCUCAGUGAGGGCCAUGGUCAAUGGGCGGCAUCUAGUGUGGUAA